CAGGCACGCAUAACACAGGAAGGAGCCAGAUGUGUGAUCAUUUGAGGGAAGAGUGGUCCAAGCAGAGAGAUUACAACGGGGCCCAGAGAGUGGGCAAGAGCGUGUGGGACCCAAGAAUUUGCUGCGUGGUUGGGACUUCCGGAGGUUGGACAGGAGAGAGAGGUCUGCAGGACAGGAUCAUGUCAUGCCUGGAGGACAAGGUAAGCUCCCCAGCCCUCUAGCUGACCAGGUGGUGAGUUCAAGGUCCUAAUCCAACAGCACAAGGGAAUUCACACCAGCCCUGAGCCUCGAAGAUGGUGUCACAGUCUGCAGGCCGGCAGGACUCUCCUGUGGACCCCUGGGAAGGAAUCAGCAAUGACCCUGGCGACAUUGAUGGUUCGCCCAGCCUCCUGGACACGGACCACCCCUCUUGCGCAUCAGACAUCAGGUUUACGAGGCACAGAGCUGCCUGGAUUAACCCCCAGUGUGUGCAGCAACAGGUGCAGGACUCGCCCCCCCAGGUGCCAGCAGUGGGGAACAGAGAGAGCCGUGCUGCCCGGGACGCUGCCUCUCCCUUGGGCCCUUCACCGUUACCUCUUGGGGACUCCGUGGCGGAGACAUCAUUGUCGAAGGGCACUGUGGACUCCAUGGGCAGCUCCUCUGCCCGGGGCUCAGCUGAAAAAGGCAGUGACUCCUCUCUUACCUCAAAGGAAGAACGGGCAGUGCUCCCAGGACGCUGUCCUUGGACGCCUCUGUUCACAAGCUCCAAGACUGAUUUGGCUGCUCGCCCGUGUCGUGAGGCUGACAAUGCUUUUUUCAAGCCUUCCCAGCUGACAGCUUCCACUGAUGCAGGUGCUAUUCAAGUCGGCGGAAGAACCAUUUCUUCAAAUUCCUUCUCACCAGAGGCAUUUGUGCUCCCUGUGGAUGUAGAAAAGGAAAAUGCUCACUUUUACAUUGCAGAUAUGAUUAUAUCAGUCAUGGAGAAUAUGAAGUGUAGUAUUCUGAGUCAACAGCACACAGAGACCUGGAAUACAGGAGAGGCCAGCGGGUCGCUUGGGAACGAGCAGGCAGACUCGGAAGUGACGUUUUAUAGCCACAUAAAGCAGGAAUCUGGCUCUUCCACUUCGUCCGACAGUGGCUCUGAAGGUUGUGCUGUGUUACAGGUCAGCCCAGUGGUGGAAACACCUACUUACUGUGAUGUGAUGAAAGAGGACUGCAAAUGUGACUUGGAUGAAUUCGUUGUCAUAGAACUUGGAGAUUUCAGCAAUGCCACAGAGACCUGUGGAUGUUCCUGCAGCUCCUCUAAGAGUGUCAUUUAUGAGCCAAACUUCAAUUCGGCUGAGCUAAUAGCCAAAGAGUUAUACCACCUAUUCAAGAAGUGCUGGAUGUCAGAAGUUAAUUAUCAGCUGGCAGGCUCCCUGAAUGCAGCUGGCUCCAUAGUUGUAAAUGAAGAAUGUGUCCAGAAAGACUUUGAAUCCAGCACGGAUGUAGUACAGGAAAUUAAAUUGAAGUCGAGGAUCAGAGAGACUGGAGACUGGGCGCCCCCUAGGUUUCAAAUCAUAUUUAAUGUUCAUCCACCACUCAAGAGGGAUCUCAUGGUAGCAGCCCAAAAUUUUUUCUGUGCUGGCUGUGGAACUCCAAUAGAACUUAAGUUUGUGAAGCGGCUCCGGUACUGCGAAUACCUGGGCAAGUAUUUCUGUGACUGCUGCCACUCGUAUGCGGAGUCGUGCAUCCCUGCCCGGAUCCUCAGGAUGUGGGACUUCAGGAGGUACUAUGUCAGCAAUUUCUCCAAAUGGCUGCUGGACAGCAUAUGGCACCAGCCCAUCUUCAAUUUGCUGCACAUUGGCCACGGCCUGUAUACGAAGGCCAAGCAGCUGGACAGAGUGAGGGAAAUCCAGGAGCAGCUAUUUCAUAUCGGGAAGCUGUUGAAGACCUGCAGGUUUGCUGAAAGCACAUUAAAGGAGUUUGAACAGGUGCCAGGACACUUGACUGAUGAGCUUCACCUGUUCUCCCUGGAGGACCUGGUCCGGGUCAAGAAAGGGCUGCUGGCGCCCUUGCUCAAGGACAUUCUGAAAGUUUCCCUCGCGCACGUGGCCAGCUGUGAGCUGUGUCAGGGAAAGGGCUUCAUUUGUGAAUUUUGCCGGAGUACAGCUGUCAUCUUCCCAUUUCAGACCGCAACGUGUAGAAGAUGUUCAGCAUGCAGGGCUUGCUUUCACAAGCAGUGCUUCCGGCCCUCCGAGUGCCCCCGGUGUGCGAGGAUCACAGCAAGGAGAAGACUUUUGGAAAGUUUGCCCUCUGUGGCGACGUCAUGCCCUUGACUAUCGUGAGAAAGACUGUGAAACACUUAUGAUCACGUCUCCUAUUGAUAAGA
Messenger RNA from Eubalaena glacialis (North Atlantic right whale), 2350 nucleotides. It is a transcript of the gene RUBCNL, whose product is annotated as rubicon like autophagy enhancer. Gene Ontology annotation, molecular function: phosphatidylinositol phosphate binding. Lineage: Eukaryota; Metazoa; Chordata; Mammalia; Artiodactyla; Balaenidae. The record is from RefSeq and is a predicted model, not a curated record. The transcript has 14 exons. Gene Ontology annotation, biological process: autophagosome-lysosome fusion; autophagosome maturation; autophagosome-endosome fusion. Gene Ontology annotation, cellular component: intracellular membrane-bounded organelle; autophagosome membrane. Bases 294 to 2297 code for a protein of 667 amino acids.